AUGGAAGAUUCUAAAAUUCAAGAAGUUAGAGAAACGUUGGAUAAACGUCUUACUAAAUUCAUGUUAUCAUUUCACAAUAAAGUACUCUACGAGAUAUCCACUUUACUUAAUACUGGUUUAGAUCGGGACACCCUUUCCAUAUGCCUGAACUUGUGUGAAAAUGGUGUAAAUCCCGAAGCUUUGGCUGAACUUCGAAGAGAAACUGUUUCAUUAAAGCCAUUUGAUUCAGUUAACUCAACAACUUCGAAUGAUCGUGGUGGAACGAGCAGUAAUCUUAAGAAAUAG
Funneliformis geosporum is the source of this 285-nucleotide messenger RNA. Lineage: Eukaryota; Fungi; Glomeromycota; Glomeromycetes; Glomerales; Glomeraceae. The record is from the annotation of a GenBank genome assembly.